GGCCCCGAGCACCGCCCCGCUCCCUCCUCUGGCGGCUCUGAGGGCUGUGAGGGGCGGCGCCCGGCGGCUGUGGCGGCUGUGUCUCGUAGCAACGCGCCAUGGCGGCGGGCGAGCAGCAGAGCCGCGACUACCUGGAGCGGCACGGGCUGCCCGCGCUGUUUCACCGCCUCGCCGCGCUGCUGCUGUACCACCGGCCCGAGCGGCCGCGGCAGUUCCUGAUCCAGACGCUGGAAGCGGUGCGAGCGGCGAGGCGCGGCGGGGCGGCCAUGCCGGCAGUGCUGGACGAGGCGGAUGUGGAGACCAUGUUCCGCAUGAUGGACGCCGCGGGGCGCGGCUUCGUCACGGGCCGGCAGUGCCGAGCAGCUCUUGAGACGCUGGGGCUGAGCACGGCGGAGCUGCGCGUCUGGGACGAGGAGGAGAUCGGACUGGCCACGUUCAAGGAAGAGAUGCUGAAAACACUGCUGGAAGGCUGGACCGUGUAGUAGUUGGAACAGUGCUGUGCUCUGUGUAUUUAGAAUAGCUGCUUUGCUUCAUCCAUUUACUAGUGCGUCAAGCUGACUUUAUUGCUAUAUGCACUUAUUGUUUUAUGACUAUAUGCACUUAUUUUUUUCCCCAUCCAUUUUAGCUGUAAAGAACAAACAACAAAAACACAUUUAUGUUUACCAGGCACUAGAAAUGUAUUAAUUACAAUAAGAUCGCCUGAUUAAGUAGAAACCCCUUUUACAAAUCCAAAGUGCGUGCUCUGGCAUUUCUUCCUCCAACUGUGGCCUUUCAGUGCUGGUACAAAAAGAACAUCAGCAGCUUCAGCAGCUUCAGCACGUUCAUGUUUGGAGAAAGACAGCACUGCCAAAUAACAGCCUUUAAAGCUCAAGCAUAAAUGAAGUCCUGUUCAAAAAAUAGAGGGCACUUUGGGACAGCAAAAGAAAUAAAUUGAAUUUUGAAUUCGUGUUGAUAAAUAAAACAGUGAUAUAUUCCUUCA
Molecule: messenger RNA, 979 nt
Organism: Coturnix japonica (Japanese quail)
Lineage: Eukaryota; Metazoa; Chordata; Aves; Galliformes; Phasianidae
Gene: EFCAB10
Product: EF-hand calcium binding domain 10
Molecular function (GO): calcium ion binding
Source: RefSeq, a predicted model, not a curated record